This is a messenger RNA of Sclerotinia trifoliorum, 3409 nucleotides long. Lineage: Eukaryota; Fungi; Ascomycota; Leotiomycetes; Helotiales; Sclerotiniaceae. The record is from the annotation of a GenBank genome assembly.
UAUGCAUCCUAUUUUGCUCGCUUUGUGAUAAACCUCCAUCACGAUUUGACCUCACGAUAAUUAAUCAAAUUUAAGCCCAGGAACCAAAUCCACAUCCGAGUUUCCGUGUAUAUCAGAAAAGUAACUCGGCAACUUUACCACAUGCCGUCAUUUUUGUAACUCGUUUUCUCUUGUCCCCCGCAUUUUACUAUCAAUGAUUUGAUGCAACCUUGUCUUACACUAAAAAUCUUAGACAGCCUUGGCUUUGUGAAACCUCCCGGUCCCUUGGUUGGAGCAGAGAGAGAAGCACGCAAUAACUCAAAAUUUGACCUCAACUGCCAACCGACCCUCUCUAAUUCGGAUUGCGCCCAAAAAGAAAGAAGUUCAAUUAAUCCCCUUCAAUCAAUUGAAUCACUUUAGUCUAUUCAAUCCAUUCAAUCCAUGGUUUGAUCAGUUAAAACUAUCGAGCAAAUUGCUCAUCGAACCUUACUUCAACACAUUGCCCCUUCGAUACAUUAACUCCGAUUCCAUCUCCCUACCACCACUGGACGCCCUGUUUUGACGUUCGCUUUAUCCACCAUUUCUAAAUAUUUCACCAUAGCAUGGUCAGUAUGGCGUCAAAUCGUGACGAAUCAGUGGCCAUGCGCCAUAAUGUUGAGCGGGAUUUAGAGCGGUCAAGAAAGAAUACUUCAAAGGAGGACAGUCGCGACUUUUGUUUAGCAACGAAACAACAAACGAAUCGCGAUAACCUCGAACCUGAUAUUGUUGAAUCUGGAGAACCACUUUCAAUGGAGGGCAACUGCAGAGCCGAUCACGAUCAUUCCGAUCCGACCAUUACCAUAUCCUCUACAAGUAAAUUGGCCGGUCAAACUGUUGCGCCAUUCCUUGCGAAACAUAUUCCAGAACAAUACGCUCCUCUUGGACCCCCACAAACCACUUCGACUUCACGAAAAGAUCCAAAUACCAAAUACUGUUAUCGACAUCGACCUGAUUCAAAAUGUCGAAGGACCGCAGAUGAACCUACAAUGGAGAACUUACAAAGGGUGCGUCACGCAGUCUACCCCUCUACAAAUCGAUACAUCUACUGACAUGAUAAAAGGAACUCGAAAGUUUGUCGCAAUCAGAUCAACAAGGAAUAUCUCAUGUUUGGACACUCUUCUCUGCUGCACCUUCAAAACAUCGAAACCUUAUGCUCCAGGGCAUCCUAUCACAAUGCUGUUUCCCGCAGCUAUCCUACCUCUCCUGCGCGGUCAAGAACCUCAUUCGAAUCGACUUCAUCACCGCUCUACCUUCCGAAAUCUCCUUCAAAAUCCUUUGUUAUCUCGAUACAACUUCCUUAUGUAAAGCUGCUCAAGUUAGUAGGCAAUGGCGAAUCAUGGCGGACGAUGAUGUAGUGUGGCAUAAAAUGUGUGAACAACAUAUUGAUAGGAAAUGUACAAAGUGUGGAUGGGGUUUACCAUUAUUGGAACGGAAAAGAUUGAGGGACUGGAAACGACAACAACAACUGAGAGCUACAGGUCUUGGUCUUAAUGACCGGUUACCUCAAACCAUACCCAUGCCAGACACUUCGCGCAGUAUGGAAAGAAGUGUGGUGACAUUGAAUGCUUCGGGAAAGAGAUGUGCUACUGAGUUAGAGUGUUCAGUGGAAGGUUCGAAGCGGCAACGUACCAACCCGGAGGAUUCAUAUCUUGGAAGACCAAAGUUUAGACCAUGGAAGGAUGUAUACAAGGAUAGGUUCAAGGUAGGAACGAAUUGGAAAUAUGGUCGAUGCUCAUUGAGAAUAUUUCGAGGCCAUCGGAAUGGUGUUACUUGUUUACAAUUCGACGAUAAUAUCCUCGCUACGGGAUCAUAUGAUGCCACCAUCAAAAUUUGGGAUAUCGAAACGGGAGAAUGUUUACGAACUUUACGAGGUCACACAUCUGGAAUUAGAACUUUACAAUUUGACGAUACCAAACUAAUUAGUGGAAGUCUUGAUAAAAGUAUUCGAGUUUGGAAUUGGCGUACUGGAGAGUGUAUGUCUUCUUAUCCAGGUCAUACUGAUGGAGUUGUUGGCCUUCACUUUGAGGGAAAUAUUCUUGCCUCAGGCUCUAUUGAUCGAACCGUUAAAGUCUGGAACUUUGAAGAUAAAUCUACAUUCGGUUUACGGGGUCACAAAGACUGGGUCAAUGCCGUCAAGGUCGACUCUGCUUCAAGGACUUUGUUUUCUGCUUCUGACGAUUGCACCAUUCGCCUCUGGGAUCUUGAUACUCGACGUACGAUUCAGACCUUCGAAGGUCAUGUGGGUCCGGUUCAACAAGUCACUAUUCUUCCAGCAGAGUACGAAUUUGAUGAUGUAGAUGUUGAAGAAGCAGAUGAUGGAACAUCAAGUACAGCGUCGUCAACGGAACUCAAUCGCCCCAUAGGAGAAAGUUGUUCUUCCUCCCAAACCUCUCCACUCUUCGACUCCUGGCCAGCAGGUCGUCCUCGUCCACCCCGCUACAUUCUUACGGGCGCCCUAGAUAAUAAUCUUCGUCUCUGGGAUGUAUCAACCGGUCGCUGUCUCAAAACUCUUUUUGGCCAUGUGGAGGGUGUAUGGGCACUUGCAGGUGAUACAUUGAGAGUUGUGAGUGGUGCUCAAGAUAUGAUGACGAAAGUUUGGGAUGCUAGGACGGGAAAAUGCGAUAGGACGUUUACGGGUCAUAGAGGACCGGUCACGUGUAUCGGUUUGAGUGAUAGUAGGAUGUGUACGGGAAGUGAGGAUUGUGAGGUUAGACUUUAUAGUUUCAAGGGAGAUAUGGAAGAGACGGUCGAUACGGGAUUUAUUGAGGAAGUUGCACAGUGAGUGUAAGAUGAGACUGUGGGUUGCGCUGCUAUUAUCAUGGUUUUGGGUGCAAUUUUUGUCGACGGAAUGGCUGGUUAUUGAUAUCCAUGGAUGGGAGUGUAAGAUACCUUUUUGCGAUGUUUAUUUCUUAUUUUCGAAGAUGUUUCCACGCAAACGACAGUCGGAAAACAUCAGAUGGAAUUAACGCUGGAUAUAAACUGGAGUCUGCGUAUUGGAGUCUGGGAAUUUGGUGGAAUGAAAAUCGAUAUGAUUCAUCUCUGGCUGAAUGGAUCUGAGCAGUAUAAAUGGACUUGGGUCUGGCGUUUGAAAUAUUUGAAUGGACACCAUGAGAAUAUUGAAAAAUUUUAAUUAUAUUCAAAGAUGAAUGCGCAGAUAACGGAUAGGGAUAGAUGGGUAGGAAAGAUACCUAGGUACAUAAAUAUGUUUGUAUUGCUCCUAGACCCAUGUCAUGGUUGUAUGGUGGGUGGGUAGACGCAUGGAUGGCUUAGAUAAACGUCCGGAGCGUGAGAAGGAGAGCGUUGGGAGUGGAUAGAAAGAGCAUUUAUUGUCUAUCUACCACAUGGUUGUGCAAUUAAUAUAAUGGAACGAAAUUGAUGCAAUUAUUCUCAG